CAAUGGUACGGCACAAUCUCUGUAGCAAGGACUUGGCGUAUAAGGUGCAUUUUUGGAAUUAGAAAGACCUUUUUAGGAUACAUUGUGUUGUGCAAAUCUAGUUUUGAGUUGUUAGAGUGAUUCUAUUGAUGGUUCGAAACAUAAAAUAUCGGUUUUCAGUGCAAAAAAUUCCAAUGACCGGGUAUGUAAUGUAUAAUGGCGUUUAAUUCAUUGAAACCUAACCACGGAAUAUGGAUAUGAAAUGACAUUUCUUCAGAUAUCGUCAACUAUAGACUAUAACUAAUUAUUAUUUAUUUUAUUUGUGCAAUUUUUCCAUCUCUCUCAUUUAUUACUUUGUGUUUUUAUGUGGAUUUUAAAAAAUAACUGUGAUAGUAACAAAAUGUGAUAUAAACGUUAGAAGAUGACUUUGUGAAGUACAACAUUUCCAUGUAUUGCUUCAGUUUUAAUCCAAAGGUUUUAUAGCAUAAAAUACUACAAGAAAACGGUUCAAAAAUGGAUAAAACGGACCAGAAGAAAAAUUCUAAACGACAUGGUAUUAACGAAUCGCAUGGCAACCGUCAUAGUGUGAACUCUAGUUCCGGGGUCCUCAUGGUAGGGCCAAACUUUCGUGUAGGUAAAAAGAUUGGCUGUGGUAAUUUUGGUGAACUUCGCUUAGGAAAAAACCUGUACAAUAACGAGCAUGUAGCCAUAAAAAUGGAACCGAUGAAAUCCAAAGCGCCACAACUGCAUUUGGAAUAUAGAUUUUAUAAAUUAUUGGGCAGUCACGUUACAGAGGGCAUCCCCGAUGUGUACUAUUUUGGUCCUUGUGGCAAAUAUAACGCAUUAGUUAUGGAACUGCUAGGACCAAGCUUAGAAGAUCUCUUUGAUAUGUGUGACAGAAAAUUUACACUCAAGACUGUACUAAUGAUUGCAAUUCAGUUGUUACACAGAAUUGAAUAUGUUCACUCUAGACACUUGAUCUACAGGGAUGUAAAACCUGAAAAUUUUUUAAUUGGGCGAACUAGUACAAAAAGAGAAAAAAUUAUUCAUAUUAUAGAUUUUGGUUUAGCAAAAGAAUAUAUUGAGAUUGAAACAAAUAAACAUAUACCCUACAGAGAACACAAAUCGCUGACGGGCACCGCCAGGUAUAUGUCGAUAAACACCCAUCUCGGGAAAGAACAGUCGCGACGAGACGAUCUCGAAGCGCUCGGCCACAUGUUCAUGUACUUCUUGAGGGGUUCGCUACCGUGGCAGGGUCUGAAAGCCGAUACGCUCAAGGAGCGGUAUCAAAAGAUCGGGGACACUAAACGUGCGACGUCGAUCGAGGCGCUCUGCGAAGGACACCCCGAAGAGAUGGCAACUUACCUGCGUUACGUACGGAAAUUGGAUUUCUUCGAAACACCGGACUACGAGUAUCUCCGAUCUUUGUUCACUGGACUGUUCACGAGGAAAGGCUUCACGGAAGAUGGGGAAUUCGAUUGGAGUGGGAAAACUAUGACACCACCAAACUUGUACAUGUUACAACUAGUAAGAAAUGCACCACCAUCAAAUAAAAUAAAAACAAAGUCUGCAAAGAGUACACCUGUAGGCUCUCUUCAAACAACCGCACAUGAGAUUGUUUCACCGAAUAGUCGAGACAGGCAUGCAAUACCUAAGACAAACAAAACUAAUGCGUGGCCUGAGGCUUCAAAACAAAGCACUUUGGGUGGCAUAACGCCCGCUGAUCGACACGGUUCUGUGCAGGUUGUCAGCUCGACGAAUGGCGAACUGAAUACAGACGACCCCACCGCUGGACACAGCAACACGCCCAUCACUCAGCCGCAAGAAAUCGAACUCCUCGAUGAAACAAAGUGUUGCUGUUUCUUUAAGAGAAAGAAGAAGAAAGGAGUCCGCACUAAAUGACUACAGUAUAGUGAAACAGACCAGCAUCUCACUCUGUUGCCAUGCGGUCACAGUAGUGCAGCAACAUUAAAUUGACAUAGUUAUUGAAGACCAACGUCACUUGUUAAUUGAACUAUUUAAAUAGCUAAUUUAUAGGUUAGCCUUAAUUCUUUAAUAAGAUAUUUUAAGUCGUACCAUAUCUGUGAAUGUAUACAGACGCCUUACUCGAUAUGUCGGUUCUGUACUUUCCUUAUUAUUAUUUUUUUGUCAACCUCUAUUUAUCUUUUAUCUCUAAGUUCUGUCAUUAUUUAUUAUAAUUACCAAAUACUAUGUUUUAUAUAAUUACAUAAUAAUUUUGACUAGUUUAGUGUGUGUUCUAGUAAACAUGUUUUAACAAUAACUUAUAAUUUUAUUACUACUCAGUACAGCUUAAGCUAAAAUAAUAAUAAUAAUAAUAAUAAUAAAAAAACAUAUAAAAGAGUAAGGCCGAGUUUUUAGCAUGUUUGAUAUAAAAGAAUGAUUCAUACUGGACAAUGUAAAUCUACUAUCAAGUUGUACAUAAUUAUCUUUUGCGGUAUUAUUAAAUUUUUCUGUUUUCUGAUAUCAUAGAGUGACAAGAUAUGAUAAAUAGAUAAUCUAAUGAAAAAGGUCACAGUUUCAUAGUUUCUGUAUAUAUUUUAGUGGAAAAUUUUUAAGUCUAAUUUAUUGAAAAUAAACAGGACUACUAUCACAAAAUAUUCAUCUAUUUAUUUAAAUUAAUAAAAAUUACCUUGACACUGAACAAAUUAAAAGUACAUCCACAUAAUCGGAGGUUGAAACAUUAUGUCUGCAUCGUUGUAUUAUAUUUGUACUUAAAAUGUAUUUACCAUUAUUUAUUCAUAUUGCUAUAUUGUUUCGAUUCAAUAAUUGAUUUAAAAAAAUACAUAUAAUGAUAGUUCAUUAAAAAAUUACACUCUCUAGAUACUCAACUUGUUGUAAAUCAACAAAUAACGUUUAUACAUCUGAAUAAGUGCAACAAUAAAAAAAAUACUUAAUUACUAUCUUAUAAGUUUUACGUACUUAUUUUUGUAAUAUUUAAUAGUAGUAUCUACAAUAAACAAUAGAAACAUGGAUAAUUUUAAUUAGAUCUUUUCUUUGUGGAGAUUACUCUCAAAAGCACAUUUGCAAAAUUGUAGUAUAUCAGCACCUUCCUCAUGUUAUUUGGAACAACUUAAAUCAAAAAUAAUUUGCUACAGACAAACAAUAUUUCAUGGAAUUUUAUACAAUGGUUAGUUAAUUAAUAUUGAAUUAUUAUGAGGAAAGUUAUAUGCGGUAUUUAACGAUACACGAUUAUCACUCAGGGAAGGAACUAAUUGAUUAAACAAGUACUAAAUGGAUACUAGUUGCAUAUUUCCAAUGAAAAUAUUGGAUUAUUCUAUCAAAUCUGUCACUCUUUGUACGUAUUCCUUAAUUCUUUUACGUCAAAUAUUUGAUCGAAUAUAUAUAUAUUUGGACUAAAAUUAGACUAAAUCAUAUGAUAUUGAGUAUAUUCAAACGUUACUUUAUUCGUGUCACCCAAAGAGCAAACUAGAAUAUUAAAACAAAUUGAAUUUUUGAUAAUUGUAAUAUUUACAGAUCCUUUUAUUUUGACAAUUGUAUUUACAAUAUAGUAAUCUGAAGGUAAAAAAAAAGUUGUGAUUUAAGCAUUGUGUAAAUUUGCUUUGUUGUUGAUCUCAAAUUAAAAACGAUCGACUGCUUUUACUUCUUUGACUUGUGUGAGGAGUGUUUAUUUCACCCUCAGCUAUAUGCCAACAUUAUUUCCUUUCAUUUGUGGCUAUUUUUAAAAUAUAUAAUGUUAGAACAUG
Molecule: messenger RNA, 3704 nt
Organism: Aethina tumida (small hive beetle)
Lineage: Eukaryota; Metazoa; Arthropoda; Insecta; Coleoptera; Nitidulidae
Gene: gish
Product: casein kinase I
Exons: 11
Coding region: 493-1881 (462 amino acids)
Biological process (GO): peptidyl-serine phosphorylation; positive regulation of canonical Wnt signaling pathway; signal transduction
Cellular component (GO): cytoplasm; plasma membrane; nucleus
Molecular function (GO): ATP binding; protein serine/threonine kinase activity
Source: RefSeq, a predicted model, not a curated record